Messenger RNA from Aspergillus pseudotamarii, 4755 nucleotides. Its product is annotated as mediator of RNA polymerase II transcription subunit 12. The coding region runs from base 1 to 4755 and encodes 1584 amino acids. Lineage: Eukaryota; Fungi; Ascomycota; Eurotiomycetes; Eurotiales; Aspergillaceae. Gene Ontology annotation, cellular component: mediator complex. Gene Ontology annotation, molecular function: transcription coregulator activity. The transcript is spliced from 7 exons. Gene Ontology annotation, biological process: regulation of transcription by RNA polymerase II. The record is from RefSeq and is a predicted model, not a curated record.
AUGAUACCUCAUUCUUCUGCCGGCGUCCAAUCGUGGGGUCAUCCCCUGCGCGCCGUCAACAGCGGCUCUGGACAUGUUGAUGCUUCUCAAGCCGUGAGGCCGUCCGACCCUCAGUUCGAAAAGCUACCAACACCUGUGCCGCAGCCGCAACCCAGACAGCCGGCAGUCAUCGACCUUACAACGAGUGGUGGUGAUGCACAAGAGGUGGAACCUCCGCCAAAAAGACUUCGGCUGGAUUUACCUGUAGCACCCUCUGCCCAAGUUGCGAGUCCUGCGCCGGGGAGCGGUGGAGAGCUGAGAAGCACACCAGGAACGGGUGGCUCCAAGCCUCCCUCACUUUCUUGGCGCAAUCGGCCGGUAUGGUCCUUCCAGGCCAUGCUAUCCGAGGUGCCGGGGAGCAAUGUGAUGAAUGAGGAAACAGCUGUCGCGCAGGGUGGGAAACCCGCAUCGCCACCUUCUUUGCCGGUUUUGCCUUGGAAGUAUGUUCCAGAGUCGCUGGGAAGUAAUCCCGCAACGUCACGAGCUAGUUCACCCGUGAAGGAGGUGCAGACGAUCCCCUAUCGUAUUGAGACUCCUUCCGUUGCGCCUGUACUUAAAGGAGAGAAAGUUGCGGAUUUCUCUCCAUGGACUGGGAACCACCCGGAAGAUGUUUUAAACGAACAAACAGCAAAGCAGGGACACUACGACCGUACUCAAGUAUCCCAGAACGAGUCAAAUACCGCACGACCCUCGUUAUAUGCACAAUUGAAGCACCGUUCCGGUCUGCAGAUGCUCUCUUCCGUUUUUGCCGCGGCUCUAGAAAAGAGACAAAGCCAUAGCAUGGUGAAUGCGCCGUCGACCUUUAAGCCACCUCCACGAGUAACCCUAACGGAUAAUAAACGUGAGGCCUGGCUCCGUGACCUAGCUAACCCGUCUGUCCCGCUGCGCAAGUUGAGCCGAACGAUUCCUCAUGGUAUCCGGGGAAAGUCCCUCUUGGACCAAUGCUUAAACAAAGGUAUCCCAGUCAGCCGAGCCGUGUGGCUUGCAAAGUGUGUCGGUGCCAAUGAGAUCCGUGCGUUCAAGAGGAAAGGAACGAGUGGUACAUUAGCGCUGGGCUUGGAAGCAAAAUGGGUCCGUGACUGGACAGCAACUGUUCAGCAGUUCUUAGAAGGAGUACUAGGUGCUUGCGGCUCUGCGCAAUGGAAAAUGAAGAUGACAUAUGCGGUGAGCUUGACUGCUCGCUUGUUCUUUGAACGUCUGCUCGACCACGACCAAUAUCUUGGAUGGUUCUUGUCCUCUCUAGAAGCCGCGCCGGUCAAUACAGUCCCUGUUUGGCUGCUGAUGCUUGGCAUCUAUUGGGACAAUAUCAUGCGAUAUCGGAAGCGUGGGCGGCGGUUAGCCGAAUUGCUGCUUGUGAAGUUGCGCCAGGUCACCCAGCCGGAAAAGGUUGGUCAACUACAGCCCCUCGUAGAUCGAUUAUCUCUUUAUGUCAGGAGACUUGUUCUGGAACAUACCUCAUCUAUGGUUCUUCCAGGUUCAUGGGAAAACCACAAGGAGCUUAUAUCUUCCUGCUUGAACUUGAAUGAUAAUAUCCAUAAAACGAUUUACCAGAAUCUCUCCGAACGCAAUUCGCGGUUGCAGCUACCUAAGAACUACCGAGAUACAGCUGAACGGUCACCACAACAGCGUGUCAUUCAGCUGUUCGACUCCAUCCGCUCCGCGCAUGACAUCUCUUCCGCCUCGGCUACAUGCCUGAAAACGAUAGAGGAUAAGGCUGUUCUCAUUUCCAAACUCCUCGAGUGGACGGCUACACCGUUCCGUUAUGGUCUUUGCCGUGUAUAUACUGGCGUCCGUCUUCUGCGCAAGUGGAAGAUGUCUGGGAUCGAUGUUGACUCAUAUAUCCUUUCUUUCCUCACUGAUGUUCGUGUGACCAGCGCACUAAACAUGGAACAUAUCUACCAUAUCAUUUCAGAGCUAGUCAGGUCUCAGACAUUCUCUGUAGGUAGGUACCUGCAAUGGCUGAUGGCGAAAGGUGUCACAAACACCACCCAGCCCGUAUCGAGUGACUACUGUCUCCUAAAGCAACUGCCGGCCAAUCGCCUCCCAGAGCAUGUGCGAAACCUUCGUAAUACGCUCCUUUACCGGGCUGGGAUCACGGUGAUGGAGGAGGACUCUGCCAUUGCAGAGCUCAAGAUAUCAAUUGCUCAACGACUGCCCAAUAUCUUCGGCGCUGAGAUGGACAGUGCAAUGCCCACCGAAUCAUCAGAGCCCAAUCCCACUUGGGCUGUCAAAUCCGAAAUCGGACAGUGGAUUCGCCGCGGAGUUGCUGAGCAUUGCCGCGACUCACCGAGGUAUGCUUCUCUACUCUCUAGGUGUACUACUCCGGCUAACAGCUACAGGAAACUCUCUGGGGUCUCCGUGGCGGUGGACCUAGGUGUAUCCGCCCUUACUCCCGACGAGUUCUACAGUGUCAGGGAGAUCUUGGAAACUUUUGGUGAUCUCUCGAUGCUGGCAGACAUACUAAAGCAUGCUACUCAUUGUGAUGACGAUGUUGUCCUGGCUUCGGUUGCUGAUACGGUCAAUUUCCAUUUUGACUGCUUCUCUGUAAUUGGCGCUACGUCUGAUCUCUUCAGGGGCCUCGUUGAGUCAUAUGCUCGUCUUAAGAAACUGGGAAAUGCAAGUUUGGACUUGUUGUUUUCACUCAUCGAGUUAGGGCUCCGAAUACCCAGUGAAUUCAACACCGUUGCUCUCUUGCGUCAGGAUCUUACUCGCUUAGAGAGCAAGUCAGCUUUGGCAGCGCCGUCCCCGCUUUCGGAUAGUAUUCCCUUAGCACUCAGUGAUGUCGAUCCUUCUUUUCAAGAAAAGUUAAACCAGCUUCUCUCGUCUGGGGGUGGCAUGGAUGAGUCCACGAUGGACACGGUCUUCUAUUCGCUUAUACAUAUACUAGAAAGUAGUGGCAGUCCCGCGAAACUGUCAGCAAAUGAAACCGCUAGGUAUCUUGCGUAUUUGCGGCCGUUCCAACCGAAGCAUUUCGAUACAAUGCUGAUUCGUUGGAUAUGUGGGCUUCUGAAGUCCUCUACCCCGUCGAUGUCUCGAAUUCUCCCUCCUCUCAUCGGAGUUGGUUGCGUCACCAUACAUGCGUUUGUGUUUUUGGUGAAAAAGCUUUUGCAGUCGGAAAAGGUGGCUGCUGCAAUUCCCAACCUGGCUGGAUUGCGGGUGGACCUGCUUCAGCUUCUUAUUCCUCUAGUAUCAGGAAAGAGUAAAUAUGCUGACUUGGUUACAUACCGUUUCUAUGUUGCACAACAAGAGUUUUUUCUGAAGCACCCUCAGGAGACCCUCGAUAUAAUCUGCGAUGCAGUUGCGUUGGUUGAUUCAGAGUCCGGACUUUGUUCAGGACAGCCCGAUAUCUCAAGUUGUGCGAUAGACUUGCUCAAUAUCCUUCUUACACAAAAUCCUGAAGUUACGGUCCAAUACUGUCUACAAGGCUUUAUUGGAAAACAUUCAACGUCAACAGCCGUCCUGCAAAGGGCUCUGGAUAACCUCUUGGGCUUUGAUUCACUCGCUGGUCCAUGUACAAUGUCCGAGGCAGAAAGGGUCGUCCGCAUGACUGAUGAUUUCUCCCUUCCGUUUUGCCAAUUGAAACUCCAAAUGCUUUUCAAUGCAGAAUCUAGCCGUACUGUGGGUAACGGUAUCGUUGACGUGAUGUUCAAGGCCGCUGUGGAAGAUACACGCUCAAAAGGAUCAAAUUGGGUUGGUUUCGUGGGCCUCAUGAGCCAAGAUGUAAUAAGACAGCGAGCCGAAAGAGCUCUCUUUUCUAUCCCAUUAUUCGAAGAACAUCUUGAAGCCCAUGGACCUUCGGGCACAGCCAAGUCCCUGGAGACAGCAAAACUGUACCUGACAAUAAUCGAGAAGCUUGCUUACAGUGUUCCCGAAGCUGGUGUCCAGUCUGUGGCUCCCGUUCUCGUCGAGAAAAUGGAUCUACUUCUCCACAGGCUUGUUAUCAUGCAAACUAACUUCAACAACGUCACCGCGAAUCGACACGGCGCGGCUACAACUCAGAUUCUUCAGUCUCGCUCAAACUUCGAGAGGGCUCUCGCUUUCUGGUUCUCUGCUUUUCUAAGAAUGAUUGUGAUUCACCGUUCUGCGUUCACUGCGCCAUCCCCAGCGCCUAAGCUCAACGGCCUGCAGGAACAGUCUCGUUUGCUGACCUCGACUCUUUGCAUAUCCCUUGCACGCCUUCCAGACAGUGUAAUACGCCUUUUCCCGGCGGCUGACUAUUUCCCUCACCCAAUACCGUCUCAGGGCUACCGUCCUUGUCCCGGAAUUCUGCUUCAGACUCAUGCGUUAGACGUCGCUGCCUCCCUGAUCGACACGUUCCCAGAUGAGGCUCGGCAACAUUGCGCCCGUUUCCUCAAAGAGAGGUGUCCACCCUUUCUUCAGUAUCAAAAUGACUCUAGAUUUAUUUACCUUCUCGGUCCGAUGAGCGAUGCAGCAGCACUGAAUAGCUUGCAGGCUGCUUCUCUUCCAUCACCUGCCGCCGGUGGUUCUACUCCAACUCCAACACCGCCUGCCAUAACUCCUGCAGGUACCUCUGCUAGUCUUUCGGAAGGCAUUAAUUGCGUUGCUAGCCAUCUUCGCCUCCAAUAUCGGGGUCGUGUUAUGGGACCCUACCCGGUACGCCCUUGGGAGCUACUUGAAGAUGCCGCACCAAUCGUAGGGGUGAAUGAUACCGCUGUGAACCUCAAAUAUUUCGACGCCAGACGAGUUCGGGCUUAG